Daucus carota subsp. sativus is the source of this 1190-nucleotide messenger RNA. Its product is annotated as repetitive proline-rich cell wall protein 1. The transcript has a single exon. Bases 237 to 1064 code for a protein of 275 amino acids. The record is from RefSeq and is a predicted model, not a curated record. Lineage: Eukaryota; Viridiplantae; Streptophyta; Magnoliopsida; Apiales; Apiaceae.
AUGAUCUUAAACACUCACGGGCGGAGCAUCGAGGUUCGUAAAGUAGCGAGAAACAUCCAAAUUGAUAAUGAGAUUCAUAAAUUUCUUCAAGUCCUCUAAGUAAUAAUGCAAAACAUUGCCAUCCUUAUCAUCUAGCUUCACGGGUUAACCAUAAAAUUCAGCUAUAUUAUUCCCACGAAAGGCUACACUUCAUCAUCCACCACAAAGAAAACCCUUUCGAAACCCUAAAGUGAAUCAUGGGUUCGAAAGUUUCUGCCAUGUUUUUCAUAUGCAUUAUUUGCAUGUUAAUGGCGUUACCUCCAAUCUACGCUUGUGGCUACUGUGAGCCACCGCACCCACCCUCUCAUCACCCUAAUCCACCGCACCAUGGAAAAGGCGGGAGCCCUAAAGGCUCGCCGCCUUCUCACAAGCCGCCUUCUCAUAAGCCACCUACACAUAAUCCGCCGUCAUAUAAACCACCUUCACAUAAGCCACCUACACAUAAGCCCCCUAUGCAUAAGCCACCUACAGUUAAUCCUCCAUCACAUAAGCCACCUACACAUAAGCCGCCUUCAUACAAGCCACCGGUUGUUGUGCCCCCAAUUGUCAUGCCUCCACCAAUAAUAGUUAAUCCCCCUAUCGUGAAUCCUCCUGUUGUUAAUCCGCCUAUCAUUAUGCCUCCGAUCAUAAUGCCCCCCAUAACCAACCCUCCCGUCAUAAUCCCGCCGCCUACCACACCAACCUAUCCCCCUUAUACAGGCCCUCCUCCAUCCGGGGGAGGUGGUGUACCAGGUGUUAAACCGCCUCCAACCUCGAUGCCGACUUGCCCGAUAAACGCUCUAAAACUGGGGCUUUGCCUGGACGUUCUUGGAGGUUUGGUCCAUGUAGGGUUAGGAGAUCCAGUGGAGAAUGUGUGCUGUCCAGUGCUACAAGGGUUACUUGAGCUAGAAGCAGCUGUUUGUCUAUGUACUACAAUAAGGCUUAAGCUACUAAACCUAAAUAUAUUUCUCCCCCUUGCUCUUUCCGUGAUAGCAACAUGUGGCAAAACUCCUCCACCUGGUUUUGUAUGCCCGCCUCUCCCCUAAAUAACCUACUAGCUUUCAGUGCACAUAAUUGUGUGCUGCUUUCAGUUUAUCUAUCUUGUAAGUUUUGUCAUCUUCAUCGCUCUGGCGUUUUGCACUCUCUUAUGCAACAACUAAGUGUUUGAAUUA